Messenger RNA from Megalops cyprinoides (Indo-Pacific tarpon), 2402 nucleotides. It is a transcript of the gene xrcc1, whose product is annotated as X-ray repair complementing defective repair in Chinese hamster cells 1. Lineage: Eukaryota; Metazoa; Chordata; Actinopteri; Elopiformes; Megalopidae. The record is from RefSeq and is a predicted model, not a curated record. Gene Ontology annotation, biological process: single strand break repair; base-excision repair; double-strand break repair via nonhomologous end joining. Bases 486 to 2342 code for a protein of 618 amino acids. The transcript is spliced from 17 exons. Gene Ontology annotation, cellular component: nucleus. Gene Ontology annotation, molecular function: damaged DNA binding.
GAGAAAUCAAAGCAUAACAUAACGUUUUACACGAAUUACAACAGCCUAGCUGUUAAAAGAAAGAUUGUUAGAAAAGUUGUACAUUUAAACUAGGCGUUCGGAAAUAGAGCGUGUUUGUGGGUGUUGGCAGCUGGCUAGCGAGCUGGUUAGCCUCAUUGUUUAUUGUGUGGUGAACAGUGCAGCUCGCUUGCAUGCAUUUAACUGACCAUGCUACAUAGCUAGCUUGCCAAGCAUUAUACUCCUCUAUAGGCCAUGAAGGUUAACCUGGCCAUUUGAUAACUCUUUGAUGUGGUUGUGGCGCAUAUUUGCGUAUUACUUGCAACUUGCAAACGUAAUUGUAGUCUAGCUACUUUCCUAGCUAGCUGGUAAACUGGCCGUUGAUUUGCAACCCGAAUACUUUACUUUCAUAGCGGUUGCUAUCGCUUUAUGUAGCUAGAUUGUACUGUAGAGAAACAGUGUUGAGUGGGUAGCUGGCAAGCACAGAUAUGCCGGAGAUUAAACUCAAACACGUCGUGUCCUGCAGCAGCGAGGACAGUACUCACAAAGCGGAAAAUCUUCUAAGUUCCGACACGUACAGAAAGUGGAAGGCAGCGAGGCCCGGGGAGAAGCAGACCUCUGUCAUACUGCAGUUUGAGAAAGAGGAGCAGGUUCACAGCAUAGACAUCGGAAACGAGGGGUCGGCUUUCAUCGAGGUGUUAGGGGGGCGCUCCACCGCAGUCAAGGACCAGGACUAUGAGGUGCUGUUGGUCACCUCCUCCUUCAUGUCCCCCUCGGAGAGCCGUAGCGGCACCAACACUAACCGGGUCCGCCUGUUUGGGCCCAGCCAGCUGGUGAAGGCCGCUGCACAGGAGAAGUGGGACCGAGUCAAAAUCGUCUGCAGCCAGCCAUACAGCAAGACUAUUGCAUAUGGAGUGUCCUUCGUGAAGUUCCACUCUCCUCCAGACAACAGUGACCUGCCCACAUCCACCCCCCCAAAGCUCACCAAGCUGGGCCAGUUCCGUGUGAAGGAGGAGGCUCCGCCCGCCGGCCCCAGUCUGCAGCCUGGAAGCCUGUUCUUCAGCAGGGAGAGUGUCUCCAAGCCCAGCACGGCACUCAAAGUGUCCCCUCAGAGCGACAGGCUGAGCUAUGCAACGGCCGCCCUGCAGUCUGCACCUGCGACCGGACACCCAGCAUCUGCACAGACUGCAGUGAAGAGGAAAUUUGAGUUCAGUAAAGAACGCCAGGCUGCGCCAGCUCCUCCCCCUUCCAAAAAACCCAGCCCCCUGGCCUCUCCAGAGCCCAGCGCCAGUACCCCGAAACCUAAAGCCAAGCCCGCACCAACAAGCACCCCCAGUCCUGGCACAGCCAAGGCCUCCCCAGCCCAGAAGACCCCAGACAGAAAGUCCACUCAGCCCAAACCCAAGCCCAAAUCCUCAGAGGCGGUACCGCUGAACCGGGUUCUGGAGGGCGUGGUGGUGGUGCUCAGUGGUUUCCAGAACCCCUUCCGGGGUGAGCUGCGGGACAAGGCCCUGGCCAUGGGGGCGCGGUACCGACCCGACUGGACCCCGGACUCCACCCACCUCAUCUGUGCGUUUGCAAAUACGCCCAAGUACAGCCAGGUGAAGGCGGCCGGGGGAACCAUAGUGAGGAAGGAGUGGGUGCUGGACUGCCACAGACGCAAGCAGAGGAUCUCCCACAAAAGGUACCUGAUGGAUGGAGCAGAGUCCAGCUCAGAGGGGAGUGAGGAAGAGGAGGAGAGCGAAGAGGAAUGGGUGAAGGAGGAGCCAGCAACACCCAAAAAAGGGCAAGCCAUGCCCAAAAAAGAGCCAGCCACGUCCAAAAAGGUGCCAGGGCCGAAGGAAGAGGCGGAUGAGGAGGAUGAGUACGGGGGCUCCACAGAUGCAGAGAAGGACGAGUCUGGGAUGGACACAGAGGAUGAGCUGAAGAGGGUGGAGGGUGAGAGCCGGCGGAGGAGAGGGGAGGAGGGAGGCGGAGUGGGUGGGGCCAUUGAUGAUCCCUACGCGGGAUCAACAGACGAGAACACAGACGUCGAGGCAGAGGAGGACAAACCCAUCCCAGAGCUACCAGACUUCCUGAGUGGAAAACGCUUCUUCCUGUAUGGCAAGUUCCCGCAGAACGAGAGACGCCUGUUGCUACGAUACAUCACCGCCUUCAAUGGUGCUGUGGAGGAGUACAUGAGCGAGAAGGUGCAGUUUGUGCUCACCAGUGAAGGCUGGCACGACUCCUUUGAGGAUGCACUGAUGGAGAAUGGCAAUCUGAGCUUUGUGAAGCCCUCCUGGAUCUUCGCCAUCAAUGACCGCCAGAAGAUGCUGCCCUACCAGCCUUACACUGUGGUGCCCUGAAAGAGAGAGACACACACACACACACAGACUCUCUCUCUCUCUCACACACACACACACACA